This is a messenger RNA of Phytophthora nicotianae INRA-310, 645 nucleotides long. RefSeq lists its product as hypothetical. NCBI's taxonomy places the organism in Eukaryota, Oomycota, Peronosporomycetes, Peronosporales, Peronosporaceae. The transcript has a single exon. The coding region runs from base 1 to 645 and encodes 214 amino acids. The record is from RefSeq and is a predicted model, not a curated record.
AUGGCGCAACAAGUGACCGUCGGUGGACGCAGCUACUCGCUGUCCGAGACGCUACGCAGCGCCGAGCUGGCUCCGAUCUUCGAGGAUGCCUGGACAGCGUCACGUGUGUGGGAGGCCAGCCGCUUCCUGGCUGAGCGUCUCGUACGCUUCGCCUCCGAAUCGCCAGCAACUUUCAACGUUAAGGACGGACAGUCAGUACUAGAAUUGGGCAGUGGCUGUGGUCUUGCGGGGCUUAUGGCCGCCUCACUGGGUGCUGACGUACUGCUCACAGACCAACACGAGGCGCUUGAGUUGCUGCAGCGCAACGUCGAGACUAACGCGGCGUCCGACAGCGAACGAGCGCGUCUACAGGUGGCCGAGUUUGUAUGGGGAUCCGACUGGACGCCACCCCGCAGUAGCUACCACUACAUCCUUGUGUCGGACUGCAUCAACCCCAUCUACGGUCAAGAGAGCUGGAGGAAUCUGGCGCGUAGUAUCUAUAGAUUUAGCAACCAGGAGACAGUCACCUACUUAGCCCACGAGGCCAGAGGGGAGGACGAAGCGAUGACGGACUUUUUGGCUUUUAGUGCUACGAUGUUGCACUACGAACGCAUCGAUCAACAAGGCAGGAUUAGCCUCUUUAAGAUCACAAAGCUGUAUAAAUAG